Pomacea canaliculata is the source of this 3242-nucleotide messenger RNA. RefSeq lists its product as uncharacterized. NCBI's taxonomy places the organism in Eukaryota, Metazoa, Mollusca, Gastropoda, Architaenioglossa, Ampullariidae. The record is from RefSeq and is a predicted model, not a curated record. Gene Ontology annotation, cellular component: membrane. The coding region runs from base 486 to 2921 and encodes 811 amino acids. The transcript is spliced from 7 exons.
AUCGUCUUCUUACUACAGCUUAUAGUUCACUUGUAACAUGUAACACACUGACAGAGAAGCAGAAAAGGUAUUCUACACACGCGUGAAAUUUCGUUCCACUUUUUUUGUGGAGAUGAAGUUGCUUUCCAGUGUCAGGGGCUGCGAUAGCGAAGCCGUCCGCCAUUGUUCUCAGCGUGUUAAAAUAACGUAUGCGUAAUGGAAGUAAACGCACGCGCUGCCCUUGUGUUUAAAAAAAUUGCAAAUAUCGCAGAAUACAAAUCUUCGUAGUGUUAUCCAGCUCUUUUCGUCUAAAUCCAGUUAGCGCGACCUGUCGGCGCUGAUCCAGCAAUGUUUUCACAACCCCUUUUUUUGCACUGCACUGUACUAUCGUGAAAGGCAGCCAUGAAUUAAUUACUGUGCCACCAAAACACUUCUGACCGUGCCUUGAAUUCUAACCGACGAGAGGACCCCAUGUCUGAUGAUGCUCAUCUUCAGUCGCUGGCCAAAUGUCGCCGAGGGCUGUAGGAGCAGAGGAGAUGGACCAUUCGGCCGGUUCCCAGAGUGGCUCAAAAUCAUGGCAGCCUUGCGGAAUCAAUUACAUGCUCUUGCCCUUAAAAGUGUUUAAUUUUUUUUAUUUUGGAGCCGUUGGCUCCAUCAUCCCGUUCCUGACAGUGUACCUGAAGCACCUGGGGCUGACGGCCCCCGAGACUGGCAUCAUCACGGGGUGCGCCGUGUUGCUGGCGGCCCUCAUCCGUCCCCUCCUCGGGCUGCUGGCCGAUGCCGCACGAGCCAGGCGCGUCCUGCUGCUGCUGUGUUGUCUGCUCUUUGGCGCCGCCUUCGCCUCUCUGUGGUUUCUUCCUCAACGGAAAGUCAACACAACAAUGCCUAAGUGGAUCUGCACUCACACACAAUCAAACAGCACAACCUGUAGUCGGAUUCCAGACAAACAAUGCCUGGCACAAGUUGAGGACACAGGUAUGCUGUAUAAUGCCGACCUGUCUUUUCAUUACUGUGAACAAAAUGGAAACUUUACGACCCUCGGGUUAAAACGAGAUUCACUCGACGAACAUCGCUUCUGCACAAAGGAACAAUAUCAAACUCUUUGCAAAACUACAGAAGUUGGUCUGAGAGCUACAGAACAGCAACAGACUAGUAGUAAAUGGGGCCAGGAAGGAUUAGAAACGUUGACGAUGAGUCAAAACAGGACACUAGCAUCCAAACAUGUCCAAGAAGAACCACCAGAACAGGCUAAGCUAGUUCUAGACUUGUUCCCCAUGGUAGGCGACCGAGUUUUCAUGAAAUUAAGAGACCGUUCACGCGACCUCGACAUCAGAUAUCUAGCCCGUGUGGGUCUUCAGAUUUCGUGUGGUCCUAUUCAGGAUGACCAUGGUGACGGGGGCUCAACAUCCACAGAUGAGGCAACAAUGGCAGACCUCCAACCUGGCAGGCUAAGCACAAACACCCAGCACACACCUUUCAAUAACGAAGAAUCGGAGAAGGGUGGUAAAGAACACAUCCUUGACUUGACGCCCAGCACAUCUGUUGAAGAUGGAGACGAAGUUACCAACGGUGUUGUGACGGAAGACACACGGACAAAACUGUCGGAGUUAGCGGACCUUCUUCAUGCUUCUGUGGAGACAGAGAACUGUGAGGGGCAGGCCCCUGGCGUAGCGCCCAACGAAUCCACGCAACUUCCAGGAACUAGAGGCACUUCCGGUGUGGCAACGAGCAUCGGCAAAUGCCAUUGUCACGUCUUCGUGUGCCAAGCCUGUCAACUGACGAGAGACGACUCUCCAGCAUUGACCUUUGACCGGGUGUUCGGCCUGACGUUGUUGUUGAUGGCGGUCGCACGGGCCUUCUACUCCUCCUCCAGCAGUCUGCUGGAUGCCGUCACCUACACCAUGCUGGAUUUGAACCGGCACCACUGGGGGCGGCAGCGCAUGUGGGGAACCAUCGGGACUGCAGCGGCGGCCACGGUUAUCAUGGGAGCCAACGUCACGGCUACUGGGGACAGUUUCGGAGCUCUCUUCUUGACUGGUUUUUGCCUCAUCAUCUGCACCUGUCUCACCGGGUACUUUUUAAAGAGACAAGCGGUUGCGGCAAAACGUUCCAAGGGGUUCGGCAACCUACGGGCCGUCCUGCGGAAAGUCUCGUUUCUCGUGUUCCUCGGCAAGAUCCUGUUGUUUGGGAUAUUGUGCGGGUCUGUGCAAAACUUUUUCUUCUGGUUUUUACGUGAGCUGGGCGGCGGGCAGACGGUGCUGGGUGCCUGCCUGCUGGCCAACUGUGCAUCGUCCGUCGUGGUGCUGCGCGGCGCUGCCGUCCUGCUGCGGCGUGUUGGAGAGAUGAGGACCAUGUACCUCGUGCUGCCUGUCUAUGCCACCAGAUUCAUCGUCAUGUCAUUGCUGGAGGAGCCAUGGGUGGCCGUCCCUGUGGAGCUCCUGCACGGCUUGACAUACUCCCUGUUGUGGGCCGCCUGCUCUGCCAACAUUCAUCUCCUGGCGCCCCCAGGGACCCAGGCCACAUGCCAGGGGAUAGCAGGUGCCAUCUACUGGGACCUCGGACGAGGACUGGGUAGCCUUUUGACCGGGUAUUUGUUCAGAGCACUGGGUGCCCGCUGGACACUCAGACUUUACGGAGUAACAUCAGUCUGUCUCAUUCCCAUCUUCUUCGUUUUAGACUGGCGAUGGCCUUUGAUACGAAGCAAGGCAGAGGAAGCAGAGACACAAACAGGGCAAGAUGUCAAACUGAUGUCCCACCUCUCGCCGGAAGUACCUGAAAAUAACCACUUGCUGAUGACCCAGCUGCCAUCUCGUUGCGACAGAGACCUUCCAAAAGGCGAUAACUGCAUGGUGAUGCAAACAUAUGCAACUAUAGACGAGUUACAGUCUGAUGACGAGGAUGAAUCACGCUCAGAUCGGCAGGAGGUAACAGGUCGCAAGUAACAAGAACAGCAGUAAUGUCCCCCUCCUCCUUGUUUAAAAGAACUGCACAGUAUUGGAAGCUGUUUCCUCCACAACAACUAGGACAAGGGGAUUCUUACAAUCAGCUUACUAAAUGAUAAUUUUACUGGAAAAAUGGUUGAUAGAUCAGGGAUGCCAUCUCAUACAGUUAAGUGUGGCAAAAUAAACAUCUAUAUAAGUAAUAACAUUCAGAAGUUAUAAUUUAAGACUGCAUUGCAAAAGUUAAUUCACGGCAUAGUGACUAACAGUACUUUAUAUAUCACUCUUUUAAAUACCUCCAUAAUAAAAUCAUGAAAAAGGAAA